Messenger RNA from Closterium sp. Yama58-4, 1104 nucleotides. The record is from the annotation of a GenBank genome assembly. NCBI's taxonomy places the organism in Eukaryota, Viridiplantae, Streptophyta, Zygnematophyceae, Desmidiales, Closteriaceae.
AUGGAUCAAUGUCCUCACGCUGGUGUUGGGAGUGGUGCUGCUGGUGACGGCGGGCGUGCUGUACUCGAAGCAGCCCACGGCGUGUCUCGCGUUCAUCCAGACGCCGCUCAUCGUGCUCGGUUCCCUCGUCACUGUCGUGUCGCUGCUGGGCCUGCUAGGCACGGCAUGCACGUCGUCGUUCCUCCUCUGGAUCGUACGUUCCUCCUCUCCCGCACCCUCCCCGCGUCCCCUCCCCCCUUUUACACCACCCUCCUUCGUGCAUUGACGCCGCCUGACUUGCCGUUUCGCAUUGACUUCGUGCUCCCGUGCCACUCCAAACGCACAAUCUCGGCUCUGCCUUGUCAAUUUGAGAAACAAUCCACACACGCGAGCCCUCGUCUCUCCCUCGCCCCGCCUGCCCCGCGCGCCAUCCUCGCUCUCCCGUCUUUCCCUGCCUGCACUGCCCGUUCACUUGCCUCAUGUCCGACCUACAUGGUGCUGCUAUCCGUCAUCACGCUCGUCUUCCUCGCCUUCACCAUCUUCUCGUUCACAGUCAGCGAGCCCGGGCACGGCACGCCCGUCAACGGCCUCGAAUUCCAGCAGUACUACCUGGACAGCUAUUCCAAGUGGAUGCAAUCUACGCUGCGCAACGCGGCGACGUGGGACCGCGUGCAGGCGUGCAUGGUGGACGCCGCGUACUGCCAGCAGCUCAACCUGCGCUACCCGGACCUUUCCCAGUACCACGCUGCCCAGCUCUCCCCCACCGAGUCCGGCUGCUGCCGCCCGCCCAUCGAGUGCGGGUACCGGCAGAUGACGGCUACCAUCUUCAUGCAGGAGGGACCCCCGCACAGCGACAACCCCGACUGCACCAAGUACAGCGCCGUCAACUCCACCAUGUGCUUCGCCUGCGACUCGUGCAGGGCUGGUGUGGCGGAGUAUGUGAAGAGCGAGUGGAUGAAAGUGGCGUAUCUCCUCCUCGCCUUCACCAUCAUCCUCAUGUCCAUCUGUGUAUUCGGCUGCUGCGCCACAUACCAUGUGGAGGUGGAGGAAGAAGAGCCUCUUGAACUGGAAAUGCUGGCGAAGCCUUCACGUCACAAACCCCGUCGCCGGGUGACAUGGGCAUAA